Pedinophyceae sp. YPF-701 is the source of this 813-nucleotide messenger RNA. The record is from the annotation of a GenBank genome assembly. NCBI's taxonomy places the organism in Eukaryota, Viridiplantae, Chlorophyta, Pedinophyceae.
AUGGUGGCGCAAUUUCCGCAGAAAGGUCUGAAGGAGGAGGCUGCGUAUAGGAAGGCCGUGCGGCGAAAGACGCACAAGGAGCGCUCUCAGCCGUCGUACCGGUCCAAAUAUGGCCUCCUGGAGAAGAAGAAGGACUACCGCCAGCGCGCGCGGGACUUCCACAAGAAGGAGAAGGCCCUGUCGGUGCUGCGCAAAAAGGCGGAGGAGAAAAACCCCGACGAAUUCUACUUCGCCAUGCAAAACGCCCGCACGAGGGGGGGGAUUCACGACGGCAGGCUGACUCAGGCCAAUAAGUACUCCCAGGAGGAGCUGGCACUGAUGCGGACGCAGGACGUGCGGUACCUCGGCAUGAAGGCGCAGCAGGAAGCCAAGAAAGUCGAGCGGCUGCAGUCGACGUUGCACUUCCUAGGGGGGGGGAGUGUGCAGAGUGGCAACUCGCACACCGUGUUCGUGGACAGCGAGCGCGAGGCGAGGCGGUUCGACCCGGAGGCGCACUUCGACACGCCCGCGGCGCUCCUCGGGCGCGCGUUCAAUCGUUUGCGCACGAAACAACUCGAGGAUCCGCAACUCGCGGUGGCGGCGGGCAAAAGGGGCGCCGCGGCGGCCGUCACGCCGGCGGCCGCGGCGAAGCUGGAGCGGAAACGCAUGGCGUCGUACCGGGAGAUGCAGCAGCGGAUGGAGCGCGGCGAGAAGGUCUCGCGGGUCGCGCAGCGUGUGCAGCUGCAGCGCGUGCUGGCGGGCAAGGGCAGGCGCAGCAAGGAGGCAGGGGGCGAGAACCCGGUGUUCCGGUUCAAGAAGGAGCGGAAGCGGUGA